AUCCAAGUGUGAGAAGGUCUGAUAGCGAUGAUAGCAGUUCUGAUGAAGAAACAACAACUUUUAGCAGUGAAUGUAUGGAUGUAGAUUACUUAAGUUCUAGUAGUAAUAGUAUUAGGGGUGACUUAAACAGCGAAACUGACAGUGAUGAUGAUGGUAAUACUAUUAAAAACUCUAGAAGAGCAUUAAGUUUUGCAAUAUGCAUAAACUUUAAUAUUGUAUUGAAUGGUAAUGAUGAUUAUAUUGUUGAAUAA
Molecule: messenger RNA, 251 nt
Organism: Funneliformis caledonium
Lineage: Eukaryota; Fungi; Glomeromycota; Glomeromycetes; Glomerales; Glomeraceae
Source: the annotation of a GenBank genome assembly